Messenger RNA from Mycena indigotica, 543 nucleotides. RefSeq names its product 60S ribosome subunit biogenesis protein NIP7. Gene Ontology annotation, molecular function: RNA binding. Gene Ontology annotation, cellular component: preribosome, large subunit precursor; nucleolus; nucleus. Bases 1 to 543 code for a protein of 180 amino acids. The transcript is spliced from 6 exons. Gene Ontology annotation, biological process: ribosomal large subunit biogenesis; ribosome assembly. The record is from RefSeq and is a predicted model, not a curated record. NCBI's taxonomy places the organism in Eukaryota, Fungi, Basidiomycota, Agaricomycetes, Agaricales, Mycenaceae.
AUGCGACCUCUCACUGACGACGAGUCCCGCGCCGUCUUUGAAAAACUCGCCAACUACAUCGGCAAAAACCUGAUCCACCUGAUUGACCGUCCGGACGGCGCAUAUUGCUUCAGACUGCAAAAGGACAGAGUCUACUAUGUGUCUGAAGAGUCUAUGCGACUCGCAAUCAGUGUCGCUCGACCAAAUCUCGUCUCCCUUGGAACCUGUUUCGGCAAAUUCAGCAAAUCUGGGAAGUUCAAGCUACAUAUCACAGCGCUGGAUCACAUUUCACAGUAUGCCAAGUACAAAAUUUGGAUCAAACCCAACGGCGAAAUGCCUUUCCUAUAUGGCAACCACGUCCUCAAAGCCCAUCUUGGCCGCAUCACAGAAGAUACACCAGAGCAUCAGGGAGUGGUCGUUUAUAGCAUGAAUGAUAUGCCCUUGGGCUUUGGUGUAACAGCACGGGCGACGGUUGACACUCGCAAACUAGAUCCUACCUCCAUAAUUGUCUUCCACCAGGCCGAUGUGGGCGAGUAUCUUAGAGACGAAGAGACGCUCUUCUAA